AGGAGCCACAGGACCAGGCUUCGGAGCAGCCUCAGCUCAGCAUGCAGAUGGAGGAUGCAGCCCGAGGGGCCCCCGGCCUGACCCGGCCAGCCCCGGUCAGCAUCAUCGGAGCUGAAGAUGAGGACUUUGAGAACGAGCUGGAGGCGCACCCGGAGGAGCGAAGCAUCGAGUUCCAGAGCCUGGAGCAGGUGAAGCGGCGCCCGGCCCACCUCAUGGCCUUCCUGCACCACGUGGCUUUGCAGUUUGAGCCGGGGCCCCUGCUGUGCUGCCUUCACGCGGACAUGCUGACCAUGCUGGGCUCCAAGGAGGCCAAGAAAGGCUUUCAGGACUUUUACCACAACUUCCUGGAGAAGACUGCGGUCCUGCGCGUGCCUGUGCCCUCCUCCGUGUCCUUCGAGCUUG
Gracilinanus agilis (Agile Gracile Mouse Opossum) is the source of this 402-nucleotide messenger RNA. RefSeq names its product rho guanine nucleotide exchange factor 1-like. The annotation marks the transcript as partial. Gene Ontology annotation, molecular function: guanyl-nucleotide exchange factor activity; G protein-coupled receptor binding. Gene Ontology annotation, biological process: G protein-coupled receptor signaling pathway. NCBI's taxonomy places the organism in Eukaryota, Metazoa, Chordata, Mammalia, Didelphimorphia, Didelphidae. The transcript is spliced from 6 exons. Gene Ontology annotation, cellular component: cytoplasm. The record is from RefSeq and is a predicted model, not a curated record.